This is a messenger RNA of Xyrauchen texanus (razorback sucker), 8151 nucleotides long. Its product is annotated as desmoplakin-like. Gene Ontology annotation, biological process: cell-cell adhesion; wound healing; skin development. The transcript has 24 exons. The record is from RefSeq and is a predicted model, not a curated record. Gene Ontology annotation, molecular function: structural molecule activity. Bases 146 to 7762 code for a protein of 2538 amino acids. NCBI's taxonomy places the organism in Eukaryota, Metazoa, Chordata, Actinopteri, Cypriniformes, Catostomidae. Gene Ontology annotation, cellular component: cytoskeleton; intermediate filament; intercalated disc.
AGCUCCGCGGCCAGUAUAGGCGCAGUCGGGAACGGGGAAAGACACGCACGGAGAGAAGAGGAGAACAAGAGGACAUAUACAACUAUAACUGCGCUUUUCUUUGGAGAAACUGACCUUUGGAUACGUGCUGAAGUUAUCCACAGAGAUGAGUUUAUACGGAUCACAGACCAGACUAAACCAGUUGAGCCGCAGAUCCAACUCUCGGCCCGAUCUGACCGCGGUAGGCUACAGUUUACCCAGGACUGAUCUGGGCCAGAUGUCCGUGAGUGGAAAUAGAUUCCAGGCUGAAUACAAUGAUGGCUAUACGCAGUCAUUUCAAAACAAUUUCUCCAGAAGCUCACUGGGAGGAGGAGGAGGAGGAGGACGACAACAGAGCAUGUCAUCCGUGUCUGUUCACAAAUUUCAAGUGAUUUACAGUGACUGUAUGAGAAGCCUGCAUCAAGCUCAGCUCGUCCUAGAGAAUAUGGGACCAGCAUCUGAAGUGGACAAAAACAUGCUCAUGGCAGCGGAAGCUUUAGAUCAGCUCAAGCAGUGUGCUAUUGACUUAAGUAAAGCUGGUCAGCCCAAUGACAUGGUCCUCAGAGGUCUAGAGGAAUGUAGCAGCAUGCAUGCAGGAAUACGAAACUCCAUCACGGGCACCACUAUGAUAAGGACCAGCAACACCAGCUGGGAAGACCCUAGCAUCCAAAGCACCAUCACGGGCACCUCUCUGAGGAGGAUCAGCAACAACACCGUCAGGGAAGACCCCAACACCCAAACCAUCUACAUGGGCAACACUAUGAGGAGGAUCAGCAACAACACCGGCUGGGAAGACCCCAGCAUCCAAAGCACCAUCACGGGCAACACUAUGAGGAGGAUCAGCAACAACACCGGCUGGGAAGACUCCAGUAAGGGCUUCCAAGACGCAAUUGCAUGGAUCAACCAGAAUAAGCGGCUUAUUGAGACCGCACCCUUCGGUGAAGAUUCAGAGACGAUAAGCCAACAAAUCAUGAAUCACAACAGGUUCCACAGUUCAGUUCAGAGAAGCGCGGAGGUGGAUAGAGUGCGAGAUGAGCUGAUGCAGAGUGGAGACAAGUCAAGGCUUAAUGCCCUCGAACGAGAAUGGGACAGUUUACAGAAAAUGUCCCAUGCGCGAACAGCUCAGCUGCGAGACCUGCAGAACAUCAUUGAGGAGAUCUCGAGAGCCAUCAUGUGGGUUAAUGACAGAGAGGAAGAGGAGCUAGUGUUUGACUGGGGCGAUAAAAACAUUGACACAUACAUCCCCAAAAAACAAGAAAGCUACUCAAAACUGAUGAGUGAGCUGGAGGAGAAAGAGAAAGAUCUUAAUAAACUGAAGACAAAGGUGGACAACCUACUGAAGAGCCAACACCCAGCCUCAGAUAAAAUAGAGGCGUACAUGGACACAUUGCAAACCCAGUGGAGCUGGUUACUGCAGAUCACCAAAUGCAUUGAUGUUCACCUUAAGGAGAAUGCUGCUUACAGCCAAUUCUUCAAGGAGGCCAAUGAGACUUACACCAAGCUGCAGAGCGACCAUGAUGGCAUCCGUAAAAAAUACACCUGUGACAAGACCACGCCUCUGGAGAACCUCACAGAAAUGCUCAAAAAUCUGGAGAAAGAGAAAGAGAGGAUCUUUGAGAAUAAGAGGCAGGUACAGACACUGGCCAGCAAGUCCAAAAACAUUGUGUGUCUGAAGCCUCGUAACUCAGAGGAGAAGAGCAGCAGUCCCAUCAUGGUGCAAGCUUUGUGUGACUUCAAACAGGAUCAGAAGGGCAUAAUGAAAGGAAAUGAAGCUAUUCUGAAAGACAACUCACAGCGCAGUAAGUGGCAAGUGACUGGACCUGGAGGACUGGACAUGCUCAUACCAUCAGUGUGCCUCAUUAUACCACCACCCAAUCCUCUGAGCAUAAGCCUCGCAAAGAAGAAUGAGCAGUACUUUGAAGCCAUCAUGUCCAUCUGGAAUCAGCUGUACAUUAACAUCAAGAGUCUUAUCUCCUGGAAAUACUGCAUGAAGGACAUUCAACAUAUCAACACCCUUACGCUCUCCAUGCUGUCACAAAUGCGCCCUGAGGAGUAUCGUAACAUCAUUAAGAGUCUUGAGCUCCAUUACCAAGAGUUUAUGCGCAACAGUCACGGCUCUGAGAUGUUUCGAGAUGAAGACAAGAGAAAGAUGGAGCAACAAUACUCUGGAGCACAAGCGUAUUACGACCAGAUGGUGAUCCAACUGCCCACCUACAGGGAGAAUGGGGUGAAAGUUGACGUUGUGAAGAAUGUUGACGUUGUGAAGGAGGUGAAGCAGGUGAAGGUGGAGACAGAUGGAAAGAAGGUGGUCGGCUCAAGUCUGAACAUUGGGUUCUUGUCAGACCUGAGCACUCUCAGACGCAGACUAGAGGCAGCGGAGUCAGGAUUGCUUCAGCAUCUCCAUGUUCCUCUGAAGGAGAACAGCGUACAGGAGUGUUCCCGAAGACUUGUGCUGCUGCAGCGUGUGCAUCAGGAUCUGGACACCAUACAGGACGAGUACCUGCGUCUAAGGGAGAAGAUUUUGAGGGAGCUGGAGGGCAGCACCAACGCAGAGCAGACCAAGUUCCUUCGCACAGAAUUGGACUACGUUAACCAGAAACUGGGCAGCCUGCAAGGCUUCUCAGCUGCUUAUACCCAAAGACUGACGGCUCUUCAAGCUCUGAUGAAGAGCCUCCUGCAGGCUGAGGACAUCAUUAAAGUCCACGAGGCUCGUCUUACAGAGAAAGAGACCUCUUCUCUUAAUCUGGAUGAAGUGGAGAGGCACCGCAUGACUCUCAAGGACAUGAAAGCAGAACUUGAGCAGAAGAAAGGAGUUAUGAAGACUUUGGAGUCUGAGCUGUCCAAGGCUGUGCACUGGAACGGUCAGAUAGACCAGUCUUUCCAUCAGUGCGAUGUUGAUCUGUCCAAAUACUCAGAACUCGUCGGACAAAUGACAGACCGGUGGCGACGAAUUGUGACCCAGAUCGACAGCAGGACAUGGGACCUAGAAAAACAGGAGAAACAGCUGAAUCACUACAAGCAGACGAGCUCCAUGAUGAACAAAUGGAUUCAGGAGACACGUCAGCGCCAAGAUGCCCUCCAGAUCACUAAAUUCAGCAAUAUGGAUAACUUAGUCCACCACCUCAAUCAACAAAAAGCGCUGUAUUCUGAGAUAAAGGGAAAGAAGGAAAAAGUGGAUGACGUGAUCAGAGACUCUGACACAUGUAGUGCCUCCAUAAAGGAUUAUGAGCUCCAGUUGGCUUCCUACAGUGCAGGUUUGGAGACUCUGCUCAACAUUCCCAUCAAGAAGACUAUGCUUCAGUCUCCAGCCACUGAACUGAGGCAGGAGGCAAUGGUGUUGCAGUCAAACUACAUAGAGCUCUUGACACGCUCAAGUGACUACUACAAAUUCCUUGGGGAAAUGCUGAAAAACAUGCAGGAGUUAGAGAUGCAUACCACCAAAUUUGACCUGUUGAAUGACGAGAUGAGGCGCCUAAAGGAUAACCUUCUAGAUCAAACCCACAAGAACAAAUCACUGGAGGACACUCUGACUCGCUAUCGGCUGGAGCUCACCCAAUCUAAAGAGGAGCUUAUAUCGAUGGAGGAGGUGAAGAGAACCCAGGCUAGGCAGUGCAAUGCUACCAAGGAAAGCCUGGACAGCACCCAGAAUCAAAUGAAGAGCUUACAAGAUGAGGUGUCUCGCCUCUCAUUUCUCAUUGAGGAUGAGAAACGCAAAAAGAGGUUGGCUGAGGAGCGAUACACAAACCAGCAGGAGGAGUAUGAGCUUGUUAUGCGCAAGAGACAGAAAGAACUGGAAGAGCUCAACAUGUCCAAAAGUGAAUUCGAAAGGGCCAUCAAAGACAAAGAGCGGGAGAUUGAACGGCUGAAAUUACAGCUCCAGGAUGAGGCCUCCCGGCGUUGUGCAGCAGAGUCAGAGACCUCAAAGGUAAGAUCCCAGUUGACCCAGGACAUUAAUAGCCUUAAGCAAACUUAUGAAUCUGAGAUCCACAUCACCAAGACCAGUAUGCUCAUGACAACACAGCAGAAGGAGGAGCAAUCAUCAACACUAAAAUUCCAGCUGGACAGGCUGACUUCUGAGAAAAGAGACCUGGAAGAAGAACUUAGGAAGCUGCAGCUCUCUUUCAGCCGCUCAGAAGAAGCAAAGAGGAAAGCAGAAGAGGAAGUACAUCAGCAGAGGUCUUCAGCAUCAGAGGGUAGCCGGUGCAAAAAGGAACUAGAGUCACAGAUUCAGAUUAUGAUACAUCAAAGAGAAGAGAUUGACACAAGAUACAAGUUUGAACUGGCAGAGGCCAACAAAGUUUCUCAGGAAAAGGUCCAUAAGAUUACCUCGUUAACACAGAACCUUCAAGAUGAGACCAGGAGAAGGAAAGCCUUGGAGGUUGAGAACCAAAGCCUCAGACAGUCUCAAGCUGAACUGCUCACUAAGCACACUUCCACCACAGAGGUCAUUAACAAGCUUAAGAUUUCAGAGCAAGAAAUGCUCAUCCUCAAGCGAGAGAUGGAGAAGCAAACGAUUGAGAAGAGCAAGUUGGAACAGAAUAGCACCAGACUGCAGAGUCGCAUCAGUGAACUGCAGUCAAUGGUGAAUGGGUUGCAGGCUGAACUGGAAAAAGAUAAGAAGAAUAACCAGGAUGAGCUCACAAGAAGAAAGAAGUUAGAAACUGAGCUGGAAAGGGUGAAUCAGAUGUGCCGUGAAUAUACCACUACUAUCAACACUCUACGGGUCCAUCAAGAGCAGGAAAGUACUUCUGGACACAAGAAUGAGCAGGAGCUUCGCAGUCUAAAAGAUGAGUUGGAUAGAAGCCAAAAGGAAUAUAAAGUCACGGUAGAGAAUCUGACCAGGGUAAAUGCAGAAUUGAAGGCCUUACAGAAGCAGCUCUUAAAGGAACAGGCUUGUGUCCGUGAGGCCAAUCAACGGAAUGAUUCUCUCUAUAAGACUAUUGAAGAAAAAAGUCGCAUGUUAAAUGAGAGCACCAGUGAGAUUGAAAAGCUGCAGAGCCUUACUCAGAAUCUUACCAAAGAGCAUCUGCGGCUUGAGGAGGAACUAAGGACCAUGCGAUUGCAGCGGGAUGACUUAAAAAGAAGCCUGAGCACUAUUGAGAGUGAAAGUGCAUCCCGAUUGUCAGCCAUUCAGUUCCAGUUACAAACCAGCAAUAACAGGGCACUGGAACUGCAAGAAUUAAUCAAUGAACUGACUCAAGAGAGGGAAAGUUUAAGGGUGGAAAUUGCCCAAAUCCAAAAGCAAUUCUCGGAGACAUCAAUGAUGAUCCAGCGGUCUGAUACCCACUACAAAGAGAUUGUGCAAGAGAGAGACAGUCUCUUAAGCAAACUGAAACUGUUGGAACAGGAUAAAGGUAAGCAGCUGCGCUAUGAAGAGGAGCUCAGACGCAUCAAAAUCUCACUGGAAUCUGAGUUGAAACAAAAGCAACGCCUCCAGGAUGAAAUUGACAAAAUUAACAAGGAUUUCAAGUACUGGAAAAGCCAAUAUGAGUCAAAAGAGGGGCAGAUCAGACAGGGCGAGUUAGAUAGAGACAAAGCAGAGCGAGACAGGGCCUCCUUGCAGAGCGAGAUCCAGAGAUUGACUGCUGAGCUAAGAAGUGUGGAAGAACGCUACAAGAGUCGUCUUCACAGCUCAGAGAGGGAAAUAUCAGAGCUCUCUCGGAAGAGGGAAGCUUUGGAAAUUGAACUGAGGAGGUUGCAACAGUGUCCUGUUCCAUGCUGUAAGCAUACACAGAUUGAUGUGGUUUCUAAAACUGUUUGUGAUGGUGGUUCCCAUAAAGUAACAGUGCAAGGUCUACGUGGUGAGGUCUCACUUGCAGAGCUUGUGGAUUCCAACUUGCUUACUCAAACAGAUAUGGAUAAAAUAAACCAAGGAAAACUAACUGGCAAGGAUAUUGAGGAUAGGCUCAAAUCAUACCUAGGUGGUUCUUCUUGCAUCGCUGGUAUAUAUGAUGAGGCCAACAACAGGGUUCUGCCCUUUUACCAGGCCAUGAAAGAAGGUCUGACUAGACGGGGAACCACACUGGUGCUCCUGGAGGCCCAGGCUGCCUCUGGUUUCAUAAUUGAUCCAGUCAAUAAUGUUUGCAUGACGGUGGAAGAAGGGUGCAGGAGGGCUCUUGUGGGAAAGGAGUUUAAAGACAAACUGCUCUCUGCUGAGAAGGCUGUCACAGGAUAUAAAGAUCCAGCAACAGGAAAAAUCAUCUCCCUCUUUCAAGCUAUUGAGAAAGGGGUGAUUGAGAGGGGUCAUGGAAUUAGACUGCUUGAGUCUCAGAUAGCCAGUGGUGGCAUCAUUGACCCAAAAGGGAGCCAUCGUAUUGAUGUGGAAGUGGCUUACAAGAAAGGUUACUUUGACCGUGAAAUGAAUGAGAUUUUGACAUAUGAGGGCGACGACACCAAAGGUUUUUUUGACCCCAACACCCAUGAACACCUCACUUAUCUACAACUGAAGAAAAGGUGCAUCACAGAUCCUAAGACAGGGCUCAUCCUUUUGCCUUUGAAGGACAAGAAGAAGCCACAAAAAACUACAUCUCAAAAGAACACUCUCCGCAAGAGGAGAGUGGUGAUUGUAGAUCCUGACACAGGGAAAGAGAUGACUGUACGGGAAGCAUACCAUCGAGAGUUAAUUGACUAUGACACUUUUCUGGAACUUUCUGAACAAGAGUGCGAGUGGGAGGAGAUCACUAUCUCAGCAUCUGAUGGCAGCAAACGCUUAGUUGUUGUUGAUCGCAAAACUGGAAAUCAGUAUGAUAUUCAAGAUUCCCUAGACAGGGGUGUUAUUGAUAAACAAAGCCUAGACAAGUACCGUGCAGGGACUCUGACACUCACUCAAUUUGCAGAUAUGAUCACCAGUAAAAGCAAAAGCUCUGAGCUUGCCAUAUGCUCCAGCAGUCCUGAGGAUAUUGCUACUUGCAGUAGUCCCACACAGGUUGCACCAUCAUCUCCAACCAUUCGCAAGCGUUUUGCUAGUGUAUCUAUCACACUCUCUCCUCCGUCUGAUAUUUUUGAUGACCAGAGUCCAGUUGGAGCCAUUUUUGAUACAGAGACCCUAGAGAAGAUAACAAUCCCUGAAGCCCAACGACGUGGAAUAGUGGACAAUAUCACCGCUCAGCGGCUCUUGGAAGCCCAGAUUUGCACUGGAGGUAUUAUAAAUCCUGCCACUGGCCAGAGACUCUCUCUGACAGAUGCUGUACAGCAGAGCAUCAUUGAUGAAGACAUGGCUGUCAAGCUAAAACCAGCACAGAAGGCUUACAUAGGUUUCGAGGACGUCAAGACCAAGAAGAAACUGUCUGCUGCUGAAGCCAUAAAGGAAAAAUGGCUACCUUAUGAUGCAGGGCAGAGGUUUCUUGAGUUUCAGUACCUGACAGGAGGACUCAUAGAGCCAGAAACUGGUCGGCGGGUGACCAUUGAGGAAGCCAUCCGCAAAGGAUGGCUCGAUGGCAAAGGGGCACAAAAGCUGCAGGAUACGAGAAACUACAUUAAGAACAUUACCUGUCCUAAAACCAAACUAAAAAUCUCAUACAAAGAGGCAAUGGACAACUGCAUGGUGGAGGAGAACAAUGGCAUGAAGAUGCUCCAGGCAACUUCUAUGUCUACAAAGGGCAUCAGCAGCCCCUACAAUGUGUCCUCAGGCCCAGGCUCUCGCACAGGUUCCAGAGCAGGGUCUCGUACUGGCUCAAGAAGCGGCUCACGCAGAGGCAGUGUUGACUACACCUCUUCAAGUACUUACAGCUACAUCAUAUCUUAGUUACACAUUUAGCUGUAACGCCUAUGCUUAGUAUGUAAAAUACACAUUUAAAAAUGAGCUUCUAGUCAUAAUUUUCCAAGUAUGGGUUUGGUAUAUAGAAUAUAGAUUUAUUUCAAACAGAUAGUUUUUACUUGCCAAUUAGUGCUUAUACAUUUUCUUGGGUACCUUUUUUAAGAUGGUUUUCAGAUUAUUAAUGUGAUUUAAACUAAGCAAAUUUUAAAUGACAUUUAGCAUACUGUCAUCAUUCCUUAUUUGAUUUAUUUGGUGUAACCAUUUUCAAAUAUUUUUUCUUUUAUAUGUUCUUUUUUUUUUAUCUCACUUGCAUUGUAUCAACGUGUAUAUUAUAUGGAGUAAUCUAAACAAUAAAUCAGCUUGUCAAAAUUGAAAGC